Messenger RNA from Pectinophora gossypiella (pink bollworm), 5102 nucleotides. RefSeq lists its product as uncharacterized. Gene Ontology annotation, biological process: vesicle-mediated transport. The transcript has 12 exons. The record is from RefSeq and is a predicted model, not a curated record. Bases 163 to 2676 code for a protein of 837 amino acids. Lineage: Eukaryota; Metazoa; Arthropoda; Insecta; Lepidoptera; Gelechiidae.
UGUUGGACGUCGGGCUUUUAUUGAAUUAUUUUGUAAAAACAUAAAAAUAAUAUAUAAAUCUGUGAUCAGUUUACAUUUUCUACUAUUUAUUCAAUGAAUUAGGAGUGAAAUGUUGUAGUUAAAAUUUAGUACGUGUUGGGAUACGGGAGGAAAUCGCUCAAGAUGGCUAAGGAGAUGAUGAUAGUGUUUGUGUACGACACACAGUGCUGCACAGCCGAGGAAGAUGACCCCAUCGAUGCCGUGCUCUACUUCCAUCCUGGGUGGGUCUCCGACACGCAGCGGCAUGCACUCGCUGGACAGGUAGUGGGCACAGCUCACUGCGUCAAGUCACUCUUCUCACAGCCUGUUGCCAUCACACUGCAGAGCGGCAAGUUUAUCAUACGAGAGUACGGCAGAUAUAUACUGGCGAUAGGCAGCGACCGCAAUAUCCCGGACUGGGUGCUCAAGAACCGCGCCAGCCUGCUCACCUCCAUGAUACGAGUGUACCAUGGCGACCUACACGCGCUCGCAGCUUCCCUCGACAAGUCCAAGAAACUGUCGGACAAACUUUAUCAGGUAUUCGAGACAUACCUACCGGUGUUGCAGUAUGGGGCGCACAUCUUCCAGCGAGUGCCCAUGCUCAGUCUACCCAAGAGUGCGACAUCUGUGUACAUGGAGUCGAUGCAGGUACUCGAGCAGUGUCGGAAAAGCAAAGGCGUACUCGGAGGGGUUAUCCUCUACAACAAUAAGAUAAUCGCUACCCAGCUGCCUCCAAGCCUGACAUCUUACCUCUCAGUAGUGGACCCGUACCGUAUAUUGUCCCCGGCGGAGAGCCUGCAGCCCCCCACCCCGCUGCCGCUGGGCGCGCAGCUGCUGCUCGUGUACGUCUCACACAAGCACUACCACACCCUCAGCAAGGAGGCCAGCACGCUGCACCGCUUCUACACCGCCGGCCCAGACAUGCUCAACACGGUUAAAAAGAACCAAGAAGCGGAACGCGAAAAGCUACGCGAGUUUCCCCAAUCAGGGAUGAAAAGAGACAAAUCAUUGCUGUUCACCGCCGUGCCAGAAGAGGACCACACGAUGAUCUCACCACCGAGCCGCGAGCAGCCAUCUGAAAACCGCAAACCCAGCAUGCCCGAUGUUGUGCCCUUCACCAACAAACCACGCCAACGACCUAAUAAAUUGAGUUUCAAGAACCAACAGUCUCUUGAAGAAGAGGCUAAGGAAAAUGAGAAAGUUUUUACAGGCCAAACCAGCGUCUGCUCAACCCCCAUGGUCGAGUACAAGCGCCUCCACGGCAACAUGCUGUCCAUCUGCCAGAACCCUGACAACCAGAAAGCAGAAGAACCAAUCGAACCAGACGUCCUGAAAAACAUCGAAAACUGUGCCAAAUUGAACUUGGAGAACGAGAAACGAGACAACAAAAUCGUCUUGGACAUGAACUGCAUCGCAGAACAUUACAUCAACAAGCCUGAACCUAUGAGAAAGCUGGCAAGCGUCACUGAUAUCCAAGAAACUUUCAAACGUAUUUCCAAUAGAGCUACUUCGAAGUUCAAAUUAAAACGUGCGGAAACCCCUACAGAAUCACCGGAGAAAGAACGACAUAAGAUGACCACUAUGACAAUAAGCGACCCAUACUUCCCAGUGUUUAGAAACGACGGCGUCGCGAUAUCCGAAUCUCUCUUCAACCAAUACUUAGAGCAGCAUUACAACAAGAUGAAGCAGGAAAAAGAAGAGAACAUGUUCACUUUCAACAUGAAACUGUGUGAACUUGACACUUUUAAGGACUUCGAUUCAGAGUUGGCGAAAUCACCUCAAAGAACUCCGAAGAAGAUUGCGAAGGAUUCGACAAAGACGAUAACAAGUGAUCAGUCGCGACGGAAAGGUCUUUCGUUGCCUCUGAAGUCUUUGAACGAGAAUUCCGAUUCUCAGAUAGGAUCUGAAUCCGAGUCUACGAGCUUCAAGAAAAAGUUGACUGGGGUUCAACUGACGCCGUUGAUGGAGAAACUGAGUCAUCUGGCGUUCUCUGACAAGUCUAGUGGCUACAGCAGUCGAGUGAUGACGCCCCUGGAACUUAGGGAGUUUAUGACGCCUGUCACUGAGCGACAAGUCACUUUCUCUGAUAGGCCAAAAACCCAGCGCCACGAUUCAGAGAGCGAUUCUGACAGCGAGGACCUGGAUAUCCUCCCGGAGUACAGUCAACACGCUGUCAAGUGUGCCCUCUUCGUGAGUGGGAUGCAUAACAUGGCGCUCUUGGCCUUGCUGGAUCUCGACGCUGCUAAUGAUGCAGACACUAUCAACGCCUUGUGGGAAACCUCCCUGAACGCUCUGGGUCCGAUCGAGCAGAAGUGUAUGGAGCCUCUCCCGGCGGGCACCGAGCCCACUGACUACAGCUAUUUGACCCUCGAUCCGGAUUGGGGCACUGUGAAGAAAGGAGGGCCGUGGGCUGCGCUCGAUAUAGCCACUAUGGGCCUCAUACACCACCAGUUUGCUGAGGAUCCAGAGCUUUCUGAAGUUAUUCUACGGAGCGACGAGAGCGUGGUGCUGGGCGUGUCGGUGGGCGGCGCGCAGGUGUACUACCAGGAGGCGGGCGCGCGCGCCGCGGGCCCGCCCGCGCCGUCCGACGCGCUGGCCGCCGCGCCGCUGCGCGCGCGCCGCCGCCUGCACCGCGACCACGCCGUGCUGCUGCUGUGAGCCGCACGCGACCCAGCGGCUGACACGAGCCGAAUUGACCAAUCACGGCGCGCGUUACAGAAAGAGAAUACAUUCUCGACGCUUCUUGUUAGUAAUUGGUUGAUUCCAGCAGAUCUCCGCUUCUAUGGAAACUAAAAAAUGGAAGGGAUUUUCCUCGCGUCUUCGAGUCUAUUACAGUGAUAACUCCUGUAGAGCGUAACGAGCGAAACGUAACAGAAUAAAACGGGGUACUUAUAGUUAUUGUACCUUGUGGUUUGCGGUUAUUAUCAUAAUUAAAACACAUGAUACCGGGUUCUUACCGCGAUAACGCGCGUGAUUUAUUUAUAACACGGUAAGAACCCGGUAUUGUGUGUUAAUUAUUGCGAUAAUAAAUUGUUUUAUUGUACCAUGGAAUAACACAUUUGCACUAUGAGUACUUUUGUCGUGUGAAUUACGAGAUUCCCGUAAUACAGGCUACUAUAUUUAAGUUGAUUGUAGUAGAUAAAACGAAUCUUGACAGGCCAGUCGAUUUUGAAAUCUGGAUAAGUCUGCGACACCAAAACUAGAAGUUAAAAUUAAUUUAUAAUAGUGAUCGAUCACUCAGUGUAUCCGAAGUAGAUGUCUUCUCCCGUAACCCUGUAGCAUCGAAUUUAAUUUGAAAAUAACGUCUAAUAUAAUAACUGUAGUUUUUGUAGUCGAUUUAGAGCUAAGGUAGGUUUGAAUGCUGACACUCGAAGAGUUAGUGUCGUGGCAAAAGUCGGCUAUGUAAAUUUUGAUCCAGUACAUUUUUACUAACGAGAAAAGAAAAUAUUUCUGACACUAAUGUUUUUGCUAGCAAAAGUAAUACGAAUUAUUUAUUUUGAGAGAACACGCUAUUUCAGAUGUACAUAUUUUGCCAAAAUCCACGCCAAUUUUAGGAAAGGAUAAGAUAAUGUACUUGUGGGGAGAAGGAUGUCGAGUGUAAAAAUAUUUAAGUGAAAAAUGAAAACUGUUUUUAAGCAGUUAGUAAGGGAAUAGGAUUGCAAGUUGUAUAUCUUUCGGUGGACAGUCAUGAACAAUAUAAUGUACCCACUUUAGGACUCUGUCGCACUAACAUAUUUGACAUUUUGUGAGACUUACAGUUCAAUGUGACAUGGUACCAAAGUGUAUACAUAUUAAUGCUCGUGACCGGACAUGUGGUGAGUUUUAUUAUGCUCCAAGAGUGUUUUUGAGAAUGUUUUUUUUUCCGACGAUACCGUAGAAUAUAAAAUAGUACUACUUAUAGAACGGUAACUCUCCGCCCCACACCGAUCCGUAUCGGGCGCAGACCUCACCCCCUCUGGGUUUUUAAUCUCAAAUGGCCGUUAGCUGCUCAAGAGGAAACGGGUUUGCGUGCGGGCUGUUUCCAGUUAUUCCCAGUCGCCACCGUAUGGAUUGCCCCCAGGUGGCAAUCGAAAAUAAAAUUUGCACCAAUUCCCAGUUGAGGUGGGGUUGGCGAUCCACGCCGAAAUGUACAGCGACUUGGAUGGGGGGCAAUAGGUUCCCAGUCACCGCCAGGUGGCAACUGGGAAUUGGUGCAAAUAUUGUUCCAGAAUGCUACCUGGAGGCAAUCCACACGGUGGCGACUGGGAAUAACUGGCUGUUUCGCUCGCACUUACGCGUUAGGCGGCACACACGGUAAGAAUGAGGUUUUUGUAUGGUUUCUGGGGUGUAUAAUUAUACUAGUGUACUAGUGUCUUGCAAACGAACGUCAUGUUCGUCUAUCGAAUUACGCUACCAUAGUAGUUUGUCUUUCAAGGACCCGUUACGCCACGUUAGACUUCUAUAGAUAACCUAUAACCGUAGAAAUAGAUACUUUUUACAUAUAUUUUAAUUAAAAACCCAUCUAAUCCAAGUAGACUGCCUAAGAAAUAUAAUAUUAAACUCAUUGAUGAGCCAAAAUUGGAUUAGUAGACAUUUUGAGAGGAUUUUGCUGAGCUUAGUACGAGUAGACUUAACAUUUUUCUUGCUCAUCUAAUCUUGCCAUUAGCUGUAAGUUUCUGCCAGACGUUGUAUUAGUUACUGUGUCGCCGUUAAGCUUAUGAAGCUCUUUGAAGCCGGCCACUUUAUGAAUGCUGGAAAUAUUCCUUGUUAUUGUUUUUAAUAUUAUUUCGCAGUAUUAAUUGUCAUUCCACGUUUAACUAUUUAUAUUCUGUUAAAAUUCUAGCUCUUAAGUGAAGGUACAAAUUCAUCAAAACACGUCCAAAGCCAAAAACUAAAUGGAGAACUAUUAUUAUAUUUUGCCAUUGCUAUAUUAUUUUUAUACUUUGUUUUUUUACCUUUUGUGUAUUUUUAUUGUAUUGUAGAGAUUGUCAAGUUGCCAUAUGGGAUGGAGUGCCAAGACGUGUAUGUGGUAUCUGUUUAUAAAUAAUUAUACAUAGAUAUUGUUAAGAAUUUUAAUAAAACCUGAUAGUGAGAACUUUUGUUAA